Cantharellus anzutake is the source of this 620-nucleotide messenger RNA. RefSeq lists its product as uncharacterized. NCBI's taxonomy places the organism in Eukaryota, Fungi, Basidiomycota, Agaricomycetes, Cantharellales, Hydnaceae. The record is from RefSeq and is a predicted model, not a curated record. Bases 84 to 284 code for a protein of 66 amino acids. The transcript has a single exon.
UUUUCUGCAGAGAAAUCGUCACCCCGUGGGAAAUGGCCAACAUCGGAUCCGGCCAUUCGGCAAAAGCAGCCUAGUCGUGGUCUAUGCCUGAUGAAGAAAAUGUUGUCAGCGCCGAGGCACAGGGGACCCAGAAUUGGCAAGUUUCUGGCGAACCUGUUGCUUCUUUCGAUGACAAAGUGGUCUGUGAAGGGACCAUCGUCGAAUUUAUCGCAUUCUACCGAAGUGGCUGGGGAACGUGCAACUGCCCCGUCUCUUUGACAUCCCACUACCUGCAAUUAGUUUGAUACUGAAUUAUCACUUCGACUUGUGGGUUUCGACUCCCAUCCCCAAAGCCAUCCCCAUUCGUUCUUCCUUCUAAGGGUCCUGCCGUACCCGGUGGGUUCUAUCGAUUUAUCGCCUGAGUUGAUGUGCUGCAAGAUGGGAGCAGUUAUGUUCCUACAGACGUACAAACGAAGGGACUACCAUAUGAUGGACUGCAAAUUCCCAGGCAUGCUUGGGAGCAGAACGGACCAACAUCUGCGGCGUUGUUCCAUCUGAUCGGGGAGCAUCGUUCCCCUGACCUUCGUUUGCUUGGAACGUGUUCGUCGGGUGCCUCGCAGUUACUAGCGCUGGGUUUUUAC